AUGUCCAACUCGUUCUACCUGUGGGGCGAAGACGCCUCCACCGCCAUCGACGUCGACGUCGAUGUGCAGGAAAACCUCGACAGCUUCCGACACACGGUUGCCGGCCAGUUCGCCGUUGUCGACCCGUCCGGCAUCGACUUCCUCGCGCCCGAGGGCCACAGUCUCGCCACCCCGUCCGAGAUUGUCGACACGCCGGGCCCCAUCGCCGUGGCCAUCGACGGCAAAAAGGUGCGCGAGGUGCCGGCGCCCAAGGGCCUACCGUUCGUGGGCAACUACUACGAGAUCUUCCCCGACCACCUGGGCAACCACCAGCGCCUGUUCGACCACUUCGGGCCCGUCUUCAAGACGACCAACAUGGGCCGCACCACCUUCCACACCAACGACCCCGAGCUCGCCUCCAUCGUCUUCUCCGAGUCCGACUUCUUCACCAAGCUGAUCACCAAGGAGCACCCGCUGUACGGCAUCAAGCAGCCCACGGCCGGCAUCUUCCUGGGCGACACCGACACCGACGACUGGCGCGUCGCCCACAAGUUCCUGCCGCCCGCCUUCGGCCCCAAGGCCGUGCGCCACUACGCACCCACCAUGCAGCGCACCGUCGAGAAGGCCUUUGCCGUCUUCGACGAGCUGGACCGCAGCGGCGAGGCCUGGAACGUCUACCAGCACAUGCUGAAGCUGGGCUCCGAGGCCGUCGGCAAGCUGGUGCUGGGCAUGGACUUUGGCCACUUCGACGCCGUCGACGCCCCCAUCCACCGCAUGGUCCUGUGCAUCGCCGAGACCCUGGAGCUCAACAAGAAGGUCACCUCCAUGGGCGACUGGUACGCCGCGCUGCCCUUUGGCGACCCCAAGCGCCUGCGCACCCUGCGCCACGAGAUGGAGCUCAUGCUGGACGAAGUCAUCGCCCAGUGCGCCGCCGGCGGCACCGAAGACCUCGAGCUGCAGGAGGCCGCGCUCAAGGCCAGCUGCGUCAUCGACUACGCCAUCCGUGCCGUCGACGCAAAGGGCGAGCGUCUGCCCAAGAAGAACCUCACCGGCGCCCUCGUCGUCGCCACCGGCGCCGGCUUCACCACAACCUCGUCGCUGCUCUCAUGGCUGCUCUACGGCCUCGUCGCCUACCCGGGCAUGCAGGACCGCCUGCUGCAGGAGCUGGUCGACGCCGGCAUCGACGAGGACACGCAGUGGGACGCCGACACGGUCGACCGCCUCCCCUUCCUGGUCAACUACAUCAAGGAGAUGCAGCGCCGCCACAACCCGUCCUUCCAGCCCGCCCGCACCGCCAAGGUCGACCUGGUUCUGCCCGGCGGCUACAAGAUCCCCCAGGGCGCCGUCGUCGUGCCCGCCCUGCACCAUAUCCACAACAACCCCAAGCUGUGGGACAACCCCGCCAAAUUCGACCCGGACCGCUGGGACACCGACGCCGUCAAGUCGCGCCACAAGGGCGCAUAUCUGCCCUUCGCCACCGGCCCCCGCGGCUGCAUCGGCUUCAACUUCGCCUUGCAGGAGGUCCGCAUCUUCCUGCCCAAGCUCGUCUACCGCUACCACUUCUCCAAGGUCGGCGACGAUGCCGUCGAGUACGAUCCCAUGUUCCAGCUCAUCCGCCCCGUCAACCUGUACGUGCGGGCCGAGCGGAGGCAGAAGUGGCCGCCGAAGAGCGACGAGGCUUCGGCGUGA
Diplodia corticola is the source of this 1668-nucleotide messenger RNA. Its product is annotated as cytochrome p450. The coding region runs from base 1 to 1668 and encodes 555 amino acids. Gene Ontology annotation, molecular function: oxidoreductase activity, acting on paired donors, with incorporation or reduction of molecular oxygen; monooxygenase activity; iron ion binding. The record is from RefSeq and is a predicted model, not a curated record. The transcript is spliced from 2 exons. NCBI's taxonomy places the organism in Eukaryota, Fungi, Ascomycota, Dothideomycetes, Botryosphaeriales, Botryosphaeriaceae.